Messenger RNA from Epinephelus moara (kelp grouper), 1108 nucleotides. RefSeq names its product GTPase IMAP family member 7-like. The transcript is spliced from 2 exons. Gene Ontology annotation, molecular function: GTP binding. The record is from RefSeq and is a predicted model, not a curated record. Lineage: Eukaryota; Metazoa; Chordata; Actinopteri; Perciformes; Serranidae. Bases 1 to 942 code for a protein of 313 amino acids.
AUGGAGUUAACAAAUGAUGUGGAAAAAAAGCUCAAACAAGUGUCAGACAGGAGAACUGUCAUCUUUGGAAAAACUGGAGUCGGGAAAAGCAGCCUGGCUAACACCAUAUUUGGAGAGAAACUGUUCAAGGCCUCCCACACUCUCAACUCUGAAACAAGAGAAUGUCAAGCAGAAACCAGAUCUGUCAAUGGUAGAAACAUCACUUUGAUCGACACUCCUGCUUUCCUCGACACAGAUAAAUCUGAGGAGGAGCUGAAGCCUGAGAUAGUGAGGUGUAUCACAGAGUGCACUCCUGGGCCUCAUGCUUUUCUUAUUGUGCUGAAAGUGGAGAAAUUCAUUGAGCAGGAGCAGGAUGUCAUCAACAAAAUAUCCGAGUACUUUUCUGAAGAGGUUUUCAAAUAUGCAUCAGUCGUCUUCACUCAUGGAGACCAGCUCCUUGAAGGAGAGACAAUAAAGAAUUUUGUCGACCAGAAUCAGUUUGUGACCAAUCUAGUGAAGAAGUGCGGAGGCCGCUGCCACGUCAUUGAUAAUAAAUACUGGAACAACCAACAGGAUGAAUACAGGAACAACCAGUUCCAGGUGAAGGAGCUGCUUAAGUCAAUAGACAAGACAUUUGAAGCAAACGAAGGAGGCUGCUACACCAAUGAGAUGCUACAAGCAGUGGAGGACAAAAUACAACAAGAGGAGGCGCGCAUCAGAAAGUCACCAGGAAACAUGUCAGAUGAAGAGAUCAGGAAACAGGCUAAGGGCAAUGUAUUUACAAAGCUUUUGACCCAACUGGUAGAUUGUGCAAAAGGUGCACUGGUAAGUGCGCUCACAGGUGCACGUAAUGCAGUGGGAGUGAUGAUAAGACGUAUUACAGGGCAUGAUGCAGCUGAGGGAGCAGACACAACACAAAUAACAGCAGAGACAGCAGAAGAGGCUGUCGAGAAUUCUUUCUGACUCUUAAAGGAGAGGAGAAUUUAUCAUGAAGAAAUGAAUGUAGAUUACAUAAAACAUCUUGUUCUAAACAAUCUUUAACCACUGAGCUGAUUGUGUUUAUUCAUAUGAAAUAUGUAAGAGCUUGUAUGUCUUGUCUGAGCUUCAAACUGCAGUUGUUUUCUCCUGU